Zophobas morio is the source of this 1442-nucleotide messenger RNA. RefSeq lists its product as uncharacterized. Gene Ontology annotation, molecular function: threonine-tRNA ligase activity; ATP binding. Gene Ontology annotation, cellular component: cytoplasm; mitochondrion. The record is from RefSeq and is a predicted model, not a curated record. Gene Ontology annotation, biological process: threonyl-tRNA aminoacylation. Lineage: Eukaryota; Metazoa; Arthropoda; Insecta; Coleoptera; Tenebrionidae.
CUUUUAAAUAUCAGUUCUUAAGUAAUUUUGAAAGUCAAGAAAAACUUCUUACUAUUCGUUUUGGAGACUAUAGGGAAAUUAUUAUGGGACCUUGCCUUUACAACCCUGAUCAUCUUUUUAAGUUGGUUUUUGUUGGUUGUUCACCUGUUCAUCACCAACUUGAAUCUCAUUCGCAACCAAUUCAGCGCCUUUCCAGUUUGGUAUUCCUUUCUGAAAAAGAGUAUAAAGUAUAUUCUGAGCGGCAACACAAAUCUCGGGAGCGGGAUCACCGAACCAUCGGUUACCAGCAAAAGUUAUUUAUGACUCAUAAACUUUGUGCGGGCUCUCCGAUCUUCUUACCGCGUGGCACCCGUCUUUUUUUGAAUUUAAAGAAGAUUUUACGAAGGGAAUAUGCUCUGUACGACUAUGAGGAAGUAAUAACGCCCCUUGUUUAUGAGAAAGAGUUGUGGCAAAAUAGUGGUCAUUGGGAACUUUACAAGAAGAACAUGUUUCUUAUGGAAAAGGAAUCAACAGGGCUGAAACCAAUGAACUGUCCGGCUCAUUGUCUGAUCUACCAAUCCGAACCGCGUUCAUAUCGAGAGCUUCCUCUACGGUUUGCUGACUUUGGGCCUCUUCACAGAAAUGAAGACUCCGGCACAUUAACGGGUCUUUGCAGGGUCAUUAAAUUUCAUCAGGACGAUGCUCAUAUUUUUUGCCGCCAGGAUCAAAUUUAUUGCGAAAUUCAAACGUGCAUGGCUAUGAUGGAAAAGUUAUAUAAAUUGCUCGGUUUUUCUUAUUAUACAGUUCUCUCUACGCGCCCUGAAAAAUCCAUUGGCACCGAUGAGGAGUGGAAAAAUUCAGAACAGCAGCUCAAAAUGUAUCUUGACACGAGGGGCAGUCCCUACGAGGUUCGAAGCGGUGACGGUGCAUUUUAUGGCCCUAAAAUUGAUAUUUUAGUGGAAGAUGCCAACGGGAAAAGGCACCAAACAGCCACUAUUCAGUUAGAUUUUCAGCUACCAUCUCGUUUCAGUCUUCAUUAUACAGACGUCGCAUAUAAAAAAAUACGACCUGUAAUUAUUCACCGAGCUGUUCUCGGUUCAUUUGAAAGAAUGAUAGCAUUACUUAUAGAGCACUGGGAAGGAAAAUUUCCUUUAUGGCUUUCUCCCACGCAAAUUCUUAUUAUACCCAUAAAGCACGACUCUGAGAAACAAUUGGAAUAUGCUACAAAACUUUCUAGACGCUUAAAGCUGCUUGAAUUUCAUGUGGAAACUGACUUUUCUAAGGAUGCUUUUGUUAAAAAGAUUGCUCGCUCGCGGACUUUGUAUAAUUAUAUAUUGACCGUCGGAGAUAGAGAAGUUUUGCAAGAGACCGUCUCUGUAAGGCCUCGCUCAGAUUCAAAAGUUUUAGUAAAGAAAAUCGAUUUAUUUAUAGAACACUUGCAGAAAGAGAGAGCAAUUGAAUAA